This is a messenger RNA of Cataglyphis hispanica, 1688 nucleotides long. RefSeq names its product peptidoglycan-recognition protein LC-like. The transcript has 4 exons. Bases 149 to 1420 code for a protein of 423 amino acids. Gene Ontology annotation, biological process: peptidoglycan catabolic process. NCBI's taxonomy places the organism in Eukaryota, Metazoa, Arthropoda, Insecta, Hymenoptera, Formicidae. Gene Ontology annotation, molecular function: N-acetylmuramoyl-L-alanine amidase activity; zinc ion binding. The record is from RefSeq and is a predicted model, not a curated record.
UUGAAAACUUGGGAUUGACUCGAAUGAAGUUUUCCUUUCCGCGAAGCAUCUUCCAUAACAAGUGCCUUAGAUGUCUUCAUAGAUCGAUAGUGGGCUUUGUGUUAGCAAAGUGACCACUGCCAACAGAAACGAUGAUUUGUAUGAGUGCAUGGGCAUGGUGACAUUGGUACAACAGCAGCAGUCCGACGAUAAUCAUCAAUAUCAGAACAAGGAGCAGGACCGCGCGAACGGUGCCGUUGUGCCCGUUGAAAGUCAUAGGGUCGAUAACUUUCGCGGCGAAGUUUCAGGAUCGGCGAAGGAAACCGUGGUAGUUGUUCCAGGCAAUGGUAGCGUUGGAGAUUCCUCUACGCAGUGCAGUGACGUAGAUGACGACGAUGAGGAAGAGGAGACGGAAAUUGAACACGGUUGGAUCACGAAUCUGCCGGUAUCCUCGACCAUCGUCGAGCAACAUCAAACGAUCGCCACCACGAACGGCGAUGUCGUCCUCCCGAAUGCCGAUCCGUCGAACUUCGGCGAUGUAUGCGUGAAGAACUCGACGAACGUGCAUCUGGGUAACAAGACCUUCUACAAAGGUCCGGUUACCAUAAAGCAAUUCGUUUACACGAAUCCCGCUGCAAUACAGGAAGCAAGCAAAUUCGAGGUCAGUGUUUCCGACGCCAACGUUUCAAACUUGUCGACGAAUAAGGAUGAUGGAGUCGCUGACAAACCUAUUUUUCUACAAAAUACCCAAUUAAAUAAAGUGACGCAAUGGCUAUGGACGUGGAAAUGUGCGUUUUUAUCGUGCGCUCUAGCCUUAAUAUUUCUAACUGCCAUAGUAAUUGCCAUUGUACAUUUCGCUCGUUAUACAGACGAACCGCUAACGCCAAUUUCCCCGGCAAGUCCAAACUCAUCGCUCGACGGUAUAAUAACUUCAUCAGUACGUUUUGUCCAGAGGAACGAAUGGGGGGCACAACCGCCUUCAGAACCUCUGGAAAAAUUGAAGCUACCAGUACCAUAUGUAAUUAUUAGUCACACCGUCACAGACUUUUGCGACACGCAAUCGCAAUGUACAUUCCAUGUGAGAUUUGCUCAGACUUUCCACAUCGAGUCUAGAAAAUGGUCGGAUAUCGCCUAUAACUUCCUCGUCGGUGGCGAUGGUCUCGCAUACGUUGGCAGAAAUUGGGAUUUCGUCGGUGCUCAUUCUUUCGGUUUCAAUAAAAAAAGCAUCGGCAUCUCUUUUAUCGGCACAUUCAAUACGGUCAAACCACCAAAAAUACAGUUACAUGCUGCGCAAAAAAUUAUAGAAAUCGGUGUCAAAAUUGGUAAAAUUGCGUCCGAUUAUAAACUAUUAGGUCACCGACAAGUUUCGAAAACUUUGAGUCCUGGAGAUGCUCUGUUUAGUGAAAUUCAGACAUGGCCGCAUUGGUCACCUGAGCCUUAACAUGGUAUUAUGAAAAUUUAUUUUGAAGAAAUGACGAAGAACCAUGAUUUCUGAAAAUAUUAAUUUUUUUUUUUUAAUUGUGGCUAUAUUGUCCAUUCAUUUUAGACAGUUUUAAGAAGUUUAUACAAUAAACUCUGAAAAAUGUGAAUUACAUUAUUAAAAAUCACUUUAUAAUUAAAAAUAUUGAAGAGAAAGAUUGACCUUUUUUUUUGAGAAUUCUCUGUGAUGUAAGUAAAUUUAAAUAUUAAAAAUAUAUAUGUAAAAAAAA